CGGCUGAGCAGGAGUAGGAACAAGCGCUGCACCGAGUGCCCGAAUCGAAAGGGGGUGUCAGCCCAACCGUCCGACUCGUCAUUUUGUCGCUACGCCGGCCCUCCUCUUCUCCCCUUAUCUCCAAGUCCUGCAGACUUUACCUGCCGCCGGUACCACCCAAAAGUAGGCAAUAGUACUCCUUCUACACAUGCAGUUCGCUAGGCGCUGCAGUGUGAGGUGCGUACCGAUGCACCCAGCACCAAGAACGAAGAGGUCCGUUUAGGGUGACGACCAGGACGGGGUGUCCCGUCCGACCUAGAAAACUCCACAUAAUAAUACCCGCCACCUCGAUCUGCGUCUUCUAUACUGGAUACCGGGUUAGUUUAGUCUGACUAGGCCCUCCUUUUUUCGGUAUGGUAAUAGCUCAUAAUUCGUCCUCGAUGUCGGAAACCUUAGUAUCCCCACCCACUUUCACGCCGGCCCUGGAACCGCCGCCGGGGACAACGUCGAACCCGGAGCACCCUGCUUCGCUGGCGCAUCUCGCCGACAUUUCGAUAGGAGUAUGUCUUCCUCUGAUCACCAUCUUCUUCAUGCUCCGUUCUUACGUUCGUAUCUUCGUCAAACAUUCGUGGAUCUUCGAAGAUGUGUUGGUCACGACCGCUUGGGCAGGUACUGUCGCCUAUUGCGGCAUCAUGCGGGCUACCAUGGCAUACCACGGAGGUCAACACGCCUGGGACAUCACUCGUGAUGAGUUUCACCAAGCCUCGUACUGGUUUAAUGUCGCGUCCAUCGAGUACGGUGUCAUGAUCGGAAUCACCAAGCUGGCCGUCCUCUGGCUCUAUCGCCGCGUCUUCUCGCCCGUCCGGUGGAGCGCGUUUGAUAUUUCCAUCGUCGUUCUCAUCGCCACCAUUACUGGCUUCUAUGGGGCCACUACAAUCGUCAAAAUCUUCGAAUGCAGCCCUCGAGAGAAGAUAUGGAACCACGCGCUUCCGGGAAAGUGUGUGCAGACACAUUGGAUACUCAAUAUUAGCGGCGGCUUCAACACGGUGACGGAUUAUCUGAUCCUGCUGCUCCCCGUCCAGGCCGUACGGAACCUCCAGAUGGAUACGCUGAAGCGAGUUCUCGUGGUACUAGCGUUCACGUUCGGCCUAUGGUACGUUUUCCCUACCCGUGCUGGGGAGAUAUUACAAAGACGGGUCGAGAAAACUCUGGCGCUGGGGAGGCUUCGAUACCAUACCGGCAGCGUACUGAUCGCUCGUAGUGCGCCCAUAUUCGCGACAAUCGGCUUCGUCGUACGUAUCCAAAGGAGCGGCAACCCCGACACGUCCUGGAACCAGCCGGAGAUCCUGCUCUGGGGGGUAGCGGAGCUGGCCUCGGGAAAUCUGUGCGUCUGCUUCCCCGAGCUCGCCUUCGUCUUCCACUGGAAAAGGCGUAAGGGCUCUGAUAUGCCACACCGCCCUACCGCUUCUGUAAUCGAAUCCAACCGUCGAACCAAGCCACCGUCCGACCCAUAUUUCACUAAGUGUGACAAGGGGAUAUGCUUGGAAUAGGUUUAAUUCAACUAAUAAUUCUAUAGGGGGUCUCUUAGGUCCUUGCUUCCCUCAAGUUUCCUAGUCUUAUUCUUAUUUUAAUAUACUCCUAAGGUACCUCCGUACCUUAGUACCUUAAUACCGAAGCUAUCCGUGGCUUAUUUAGGACUUUUUUUUGGUAGGUCGCCGAAACGGCGACCUUAAUGCCCGAUAUUAUUCUUCUAACCUAUAUGACCUAAUAUUAUCCUUCUGACCUUUAUAACUUAAUAUUAAUACAGGGCUCUAUCCCCGUAUAAUAUCAUUUCUCCUCUUCGGAGGAGCUCGUCUCUAAGCGCG
Messenger RNA from Durotheca rogersii, 1844 nucleotides. Its product is annotated as putative integral membrane protein. The transcript has a single exon. The coding region runs from base 393 to 1529 and encodes 378 amino acids. Lineage: Eukaryota; Fungi; Ascomycota; Sordariomycetes; Xylariales; Xylariaceae. The record is from RefSeq and is a predicted model, not a curated record.